AGUAAGUUGUUGACAGUGAAAUAUUAUGCACAACAAAGCUGUGUUAUUGUUCAGUUUUCACGCUGCAUUUUCUCUCUUCUACCCAAUUGGAGUUCAGUCCUUUAAUGGAGGCGCUUGUAAAUUAGUGGAAACGUCAGAUACAUAUAGAGAAUUUCCUGAAGAGUUUAAAUUUGGUGUUUCAACAGCGGCUUAUCAAAUCGAAGGUGGUUGGAAUGCAGAUGGAAGAGGUCCUUCUAUAUGGGAUACUUUUACCCAUGAACAUUCCAACAUGAUAGACGAUCAUUCAAACGGCGAUGUUGGACCGGAUUCCUACCAUUUAUUCGACAAAGAUUUGGAAGCCUUAAAAGAGUUAGGGGUGCACUUUUAUCGUUUUUCCAUAUCUUGGUCAAGAAUUUUACCUAAUGGAGAUAUAACCUCCAGAAAUCAAAAGGGCAUUGACUAUUAUAACACAGUGAUCGACAAAUUACUUGACAACGGCAUCGAGCCAUUGGUCACUAUGUUUCACUAUGAUUUACCGGAAGCAUUAAAUCUCUAUGGUGGUUUUACAAAUUAUUUAUUUAUUGAUUAUUUUGUUGCUUACGCUCGUUUGCUGUUUGAAUCAUUUGGUGAUCGUGUCAAGCAUUGGAUAACAUUCAACGAACCCUUUGACUAUUGCAUACCUGGUUAUGGCGAUGGGAAUUACCCUCCUCUUGGUCAAGAUUCCGGCGUAGCUGACUACCUAUGCAUGGAUAACACUUUAAAAGCCCAUGCCAAGACUUACCAGCUUUACAAAAUGGAAUUUAAGGACAAGCAAAAUGGCAAGAUUGGCAUAACCAUUAGUAGCCGUUACUAUUUUUCAAAGACUAAUAAUGCCACAAUAAUUGAUAGAGCUAUGCAAUACGGUCUGGGUUGGCUGGCUUACCCCAUAUUUGGUCCAAGCGGUAAUUAUCCUCCAGUUAUGCUUAAAGACAUCAAUGAGAACAGUCAAAAGGAGGGCCGAGCUUGGCCGCGGUUAAAAACCAUCAAUACCAAGAUGAGCAAAAUUGUAAAAGGCUCAGCAGAUUUUCUCGGACUAAAUUACUAUACUUCACGUUAUGUUGAAGAAGCGAAAGCACCGCCACGCAAACAACCUUCGUGGGAAUACGAUUCACGACUACGCUUUCAGGUGGACAGCAAGUGGAAACGCGCUAAAUCGGUUUGGUUAUAUUGCGUGCCAGAGGGUCUAGAGAACUUAUUAAAUUGGAUACGUAUUAAUUACAAUAAUGUGGAAGUAUUUGUAACAGAGAAUGGUUGGUCGGAUGACGGCGAGUUAAUGGAUUACGAACGUAUCGAUUAUUUGAAGGCUCAUUUGCAAGCCGUUUUAAAUGCCCUCAAUAGCGGUUGCAAUGUUACACGCUACACGCAUUGGAGUUUAAUCGAUAAUUUUGAAUGGCAGCGCGGUUAUACUGAAAAGUUUGGAUUGUAUUAUGUGAACAUGACAAGUGUUAAUAAAGAACGUGUUGCGAAACACUCAGCUAUUUAUUAUAAGGCGGUUAUCGAGAAACGUAAGGCAUACAUCGAAGGAUAGCGUGUUUUCACCAAUGUUUUAAAUAUAUAAAAAAUGCAAAUAAAAAAAAAAAA
Messenger RNA from Glossina fuscipes, 1599 nucleotides. Its product is annotated as myrosinase 1-like. The transcript has 7 exons. The record is from RefSeq and is a predicted model, not a curated record. Gene Ontology annotation, molecular function: beta-glucosidase activity. Gene Ontology annotation, biological process: carbohydrate metabolic process. NCBI's taxonomy places the organism in Eukaryota, Metazoa, Arthropoda, Insecta, Diptera, Glossinidae. The coding region runs from base 26 to 1546 and encodes 506 amino acids.